Messenger RNA from Ictalurus punctatus (channel catfish), 3750 nucleotides. It is a transcript of the gene slitrk2, whose product is annotated as SLIT and NTRK-like family, member 2. Bases 595 to 3159 code for a protein of 854 amino acids. Gene Ontology annotation, molecular function: protein binding. The record is from RefSeq and is a predicted model, not a curated record. NCBI's taxonomy places the organism in Eukaryota, Metazoa, Chordata, Actinopteri, Siluriformes, Ictaluridae. Gene Ontology annotation, cellular component: membrane; glutamatergic synapse. The transcript has a single exon. Gene Ontology annotation, biological process: axonogenesis; regulation of presynapse assembly; positive regulation of synapse assembly.
AAACACGCACACACAGACACACACCCUCUGCUAUUCUCAGUAAGAGUAAGGGAGCAGAGACAGACACCGUUCCAGCAUCGGAACACUCCGGACUUUUAUAUUAUUGCGUUAUAUGUGCUUUCCCCCCCUCCACUCUCAAAGGCAAGUUCAUCUUCUGCAGUAUCGCAGGCCUCAAAGUUAGUUUUCUUUUAUUUGCUUUUUUGACUUGAAACAGCAUGCCGUUCCCUCCGAUGGAGGCAGAAGCCGAGUGCGCAAUCGGCGGGACUCGGUGAGCACGGCAAUGCCUCGGAUAUGCUGGAGAUUACACUACGAGGAAUGGCCAAGUCCUAAAUUCGGAAUUGCAUUUAGCUUGCAUGUCAGAAAUGAUCAUUUUAAGUGAUCAGCGAGCACAGCCGUGCACGGUGAUGGAUGCGCCGUCUUUUGGGAUUUAAGCAGGGCGGAUGGAGAGCCGUGCGCCCAAGCGCGCCUGUCUCACCGUCUGACUGCUUCACAUCGGUUUUUCUCAGCGUUUGCAUGCCUUCACUCGGAUCUGCAGUUAGAUUCACGUUAAUGCCAGGAAUUUGGGCGUUAAUGCUGUAAGUCAGGGGGAAAAAAAUGUUGAACAACGUUUUGCUGCUGAGCGUUUUGACAAUAACCGGCUUCUCCUCGCGGACGGAGAGCCGCAAAACUUCGAAGGACAUUUGUAAGAGCCGCUGUCCGUGCGAGGAGAAGGAGAACGCGUUAAACAUCAACUGCGAGAACAAAGGAUUUACGAGUGUGAGUUCGUUUCAGCCGCCGCAGAAUAAAAUAAGCCAGCUUUUCCUGAACGGGAACUUUCUCACGAGACUGAACGCCAACGAGUUCGUCAAUUACGGUAAUGUCACAUCUCUCCAUUUGGGCAAUAACGGGCUGCAGGAGAUUAAAACGGGGGCGUUCAAUGGCCUAAAAAACCUCAAACGCCUCCAUCUGAACAAUAACAAUUUGGAGAUUAUAAAAGAAGACACAUUUUCUGGCUUAGAAAGUUUAGAGUAUUUGCAGGCUGAUUACAAUUAUAUAAGUGCCAUAGAGGCAGGUGCGUUCAAUAAGCUGAACAAGCUUAAAGUCCUCAUACUUAAUGAUAACCUUUUGCUCUCUCUGCCUAACAAUAUAUUCCGAUUUGUGAUGCUGACACAUUUGGAUUUGAGGGGAAACCGGCUGAAGACGCUACCGUUUGCUGGCGUCUUGGAGCACAUAGGCGGCAUUAUGGAGAUACAGCUGGAGGAGAACCCAUGGAACUGUACGUGUGACCUUGUUCCACUCAAGGCCUGGCUGGAUACCAUUGCGGUGUUUGUUGGCGAUGUGGUUUGUGAGACGCCGUUUCGUUUGCAUGGCAAAGAUGUUACUCAGCUCAUAAAGCAGGACCUCUGCCCUAGGCGCAGUACUGGUGACUCGACUCCUCGUGCCAUGCAGCCACCACCUCCUGAUCCCCAGCAUCGGGUCCCAGUACCUACAUCACGUACACAUUUUGCGCCAACUAGGGCACCUAAGGCAUCCCGGCCACCCAGGAUGAGGAGCCGCCCUACUCCACGUGUUACUUCUGGCAGGGACAAGCAUGUUUUUGGCCCAAUUAUGGUUUAUCAGACAAGGUCCCCUGUACCUAUGACAUGCCCGAGUAUCUGCGUGUGCACAUCCCAAAGCCCGGACAGUGGACUGAACGUUAACUGCCAAGAGAGGAAGCUUCACAACAUCUCUGAUCUGCAACCCAAACCGUCAUAUCCAAAAAAGCUACAUUUAACUGGAAACCAUUUACAGAUCAUAUACAGGGCUGAUCUGACAGAAUAUAGCACCCUGGAACUUCUCCACCUGGGGAAUAACAGAAUCGCUAUUAUUCAGGAUGGGGCCUUUGAGAAUCUGACUAAUUUGCGUAGGCUUUACCUCAACGGCAACUAUAUCGAAAGUUUAUCACAGGCCUUGUUUGCUGGACUACAGAGCUUGCAGUACCUCUACCUAGAGUACAACAUUAUCAAGGACAUUUUGCCGAACACGUUUAACUCACUGCACAAUCUGCAGCUUCUCUUCCUCAACAACAACCUGCUGAGGUCCCUACCUGACAAUGUGUUUGGGGGCACAAUGCUAACAAGGCUCAAUCUCAGAAACAAUCACUUCUCACAUCUUCCAGUGAGCGGGGUGCUUGACCAGCUCUCAGCAUUUGUCCAGAUUGAUCUCCAGGAGAACCCAUGGGAGUGCACGUGUGGCAUUGUACCACUCAAGAACUGGAUGGAGCUGUCCAGCACUAGUGUGGUUGUUAAUGAGAUCACUUGUGACUCUCCUUCAAAGCACGCAGGUCGCCUCCUGCGGUCACUACGCAACGAUGCUAUCUGCUCUGAGAAUGACGAGACUCCGGCACCAGCCACCAAGGCACCAACCAUUAUCAGCAUUAGCACUGAAGUCACUCCUUCCUCUGCUGCAACACCUACAGAAGACACACAACCUGAAACACACCAGGAAGUACCCUUGUCUGUACUUAUCUUGGGCCUGCUUGUUGUGUUCAUUCUUUCAGUGUGUUUUGGGGCUGGAAUAUUUGUAUUUGUGCUCAAGCGGCGCAAGGCAGUGGAGAGUGUCCCAGCUACUGCAGCUGCCAAUAGCCUAGAUCUGAGCUCUUUCCAAGCGCAUUAUGGCCAUUAUGACACAGAACAAAGCACAGGUAAAAGAGAGGGCCAUGUCUACAACUAUAUCCCUGCCGCUGUUGGCCAGAUGUGCCCAAACCCGAUCUAUGUGCAGAAGGAAAAUGAGCAUGUAGCCUACUAUCGCAAUUUGAAAGAACUGGGUUUUGCUGCACCAGACCCCAAGAGGGAGGAGUUUGGUCGUAGUCCCACUUAUACAAUAAGCACUUUGGAACGUGUAGAAGAGAAUCCCCAACACAGCAGCUGUGAACCAGAACUUCUUUACCAGAACAUGGCAGAGAGGGUAAGAGAGCUUCCCACCACUGCUCCCUUUGGCUACAGCUUUUGCACUCUGCCCAAAAGGCCAUUAGCGCCACCAUACGAGGCUGCAGGGCGGCCCAACCGGGAGCGACAGAACAAAACUGUCUUGUAUGGGACGCCAAGAAAGCAUGCUGAACAGCUGCUCCCUGCUAAGCUGAAAACGGAGCCGGACUACCUCGAGGUUCUAGAGAAACACACUGCAAUGAGUCAGCUGUAAAAGCUGUCCCACACACUCUUUAUUAUCUCUUUAUUGUAACAAAAAUUAUAUCAAAAUGUGUCAUCUACAUUUUCGACCACACAAGACUCGAACAGCGGACAAUGCAACCUAAAGCCUUUUCAUCUGCAUCUUUCUGAAGCUGUACAAAUUAGUAAGGGAAAAAAAGUAUCUACAAUUUAAAGAUGAUAUAUUAUUUUCUCUAAGGCUUAAAUUAUUUCCUCUACUUGAAACAUAAAGACUGUAGCAGUUAUGGCAAGAAUAUGUAUAAUAAUAAUGCUUAAUGCUAUUUUAUAUGAAGUAUAUAUUUUUUUCUCAGAGGAAGACAGUGUUCUUUUCAGAAGCAGGUUAUUGAAUCAUGCAGUGACAUUGCUGUGUUGGUAUUAUGGUGGGAAGUCAGAUAUACAAUAACUGUUCACACCCACUUCAAUCCAUUUAUUCCAGAAGUGCCUUUGCACUUAAAGAAUUUUAUCUUUGCUUUCUGUGAAUUGAAUUUUUUAUAAGUGAUGUAUUUUAAAAAGGAACUCUGUAAAAUAGAAUUAUUUGUCCACUGCAUUAAAUGGAAAAAGGAAAAAUAUACUCAACUGGUAGAAA